Pan troglodytes (chimpanzee) is the source of this 2043-nucleotide messenger RNA. It is a transcript of the gene PURG, whose product is annotated as purine rich element binding protein G. The coding region runs from base 90 to 1133 and encodes 347 amino acids. Gene Ontology annotation, cellular component: nucleus. Gene Ontology annotation, biological process: regulation of transcription by RNA polymerase II. Gene Ontology annotation, molecular function: DNA-binding transcription factor activity, RNA polymerase II-specific; RNA polymerase II transcription regulatory region sequence-specific DNA binding; purine-rich negative regulatory element binding. The record is from RefSeq and is a predicted model, not a curated record. The transcript is spliced from 2 exons. NCBI's taxonomy places the organism in Eukaryota, Metazoa, Chordata, Mammalia, Primates, Hominidae.
UGCAGCAGAGGGGCCGAGAGCUGGCGGUGGCGGCGGCGGUGGUCGUGAAGGGCAUCGGCGGCGGCGGUGAUGGCAGAGAUGAUCUGAAGAUGGAAAGAGCCAGGCGAAGGGGAGGCGGCGGCGGCCGCGGCCGCGGAGGCAAGAAUGUAGGGGGCUCUGGCCUAAGCAAGAGUAGACUCUAUCCCCAGGCCCAGCACUCCCACUACCCCCACUACGCGGCCUCAGCCACCCCUAAUCAGGCCGGGGGCGCAGCCGAAAUCCAGGAGCUGGCCUCCAAACGAGUGGACAUCCAGAAAAAGAGGUUUUACCUAGACGUGAAGCAAAGCUCCCGGGGCCGCUUCCUAAAGAUAGCCGAAGUCUGGAUAGGGAGAGGCCGGCAGGACAACAUCAGAAAGAGUAAACUGACCCUCUCCCUGUCUGUGGCAGCGGAGCUGAAGGACUGUCUAGGGGACUUCAUCGAGCACUAUGCCCACCUGGGCCUGAAAGGCCACCGGCAAGAGCAUGGCCACAGCAAAGAGCAAGGCUCCAGAAGGAGGCAGAAGCACUCGGCACCCUCCCCACCAGUCUCGGUGGGGUCCGAAGAGCAUCCUCACAGUGUCCUGAAAACAGACUAUAUCGAGAGGGACAAUAGGAAAUAUUACCUAGACCUAAAGGAAAAUCAGCGGGGUCGCUUCCUACGGAUUAGACAAACCAUGAUGCGGGGGACUGGCAUGAUAGGUUAUUUUGGCCACAGUUUGGGCCAAGAACAGACUAUUGUCCUCCCAGCACAAGGAAUGAUUGAGUUUCGUGAUGCCUUGGUUCAGCUGAUUGAAGACUAUGGCGAAGGAGACAUAGAAGAACGAAGAGGUGGAGACGAUGACCCGCUUGAACUCCCAGAGGGGACUUCUUUCAGAGUGGACAAUAAAAGGUUCUACUUUGAUGUGGGCUCUAAUAAAUAUGGAAUUUUCCUGAAGGUAAGUGAGGUGAGACCACCUUACCGUAAUACUAUUACUGUUCCAUUCAAAGCUUGGACAAGGUUUGGGGAGAAUUUUAUCAAGUAUGAAGAAGAGAUGAGGAAAAUUUGCAACAGCCAUAAAGAAAAGAGAAUGGAUGGCAGAAAGGCCAGUGGUGAAGAACAAGAAUGCCUCGACUAGAGUGAAAUUGAACUCCAUCAGGCAAAAUUUAAAAUCACAAAUUGGCUAAAAGUACUGAUCCAUUAUCCUUUGAAGAAGUUUUUCCUCUUUUUUGGCCCGUUGUUAUUAGUAAUACCUCUAGUAGUUGAUACUUCAGGAAGUCUGAUUCUCAUGUUAUGUUACACAUAGAUCACUAUAAUUCUUACGGGAAUUCCAACCUUCCCAGAGCUAAAUAGUUUAGCUGCUUCAACUGCUCCAGACUAUUGAAGUAUGCAAAUCAGCACAAAAUGUGACAUUCUGACAUUCUAAAUACCAUAACUAAGAUUUACAUUGCACUAUGACAUAAUCCCGAAAAAAGAUACAUAUACUUAAAUAGAAGUGUGACUUUCUAUUUAACAAAUUCCCCCAAAAGUAUUUCAAUCCUACUUCAUUAAAAGCUGCUAAGCUUACCUGUAGGGCAGUUACCACAGAAACAGAAAUUGACCUCCGGUAUAUAUAAAUAUUUACUUAUAAAAGUACAAGUAGACGUAUAUUGUCCGUUGAAUAACUGAAUAUACCAUCAAAGGAUCAAAUCUUAUUAUCUAAUUAAACCUUAAAAAUAUAAUGUCAUAAUAUUUCUUAAGAAUACUAUAGUAUUCUAUAAUUUCAAACUUUGUGGUAACCCUACAUUUUAUAGUUGCCAUAUCAAAGCCAUGGGAGAGUUUUAAUUGGUUAUUCUGAGUUUAGUUACAAUCCCUUCUUUACCUCUACUUAAUGUUCCAUAUAUUUUUAUUGACUUUCCAAAGUUUCAGGAAUUACUUUUAUGUCACAUUGAGUGGGAGGCUUCAUCCAAUGGCUUUGCUAUGGAAAUCUUGGUGGUGUAGCUUUUCAUGCUAAUUUGAAGAUUGCAAGAGGUUUCUUCCCCAAAAUAUAUCAUGGACUCAAGGUGUUA